This is a messenger RNA of Mercenaria mercenaria, 1313 nucleotides long. Its product is annotated as proteasome subunit beta type-1-like. The coding region runs from base 84 to 785 and encodes 233 amino acids. Lineage: Eukaryota; Metazoa; Mollusca; Bivalvia; Venerida; Veneridae. The record is from RefSeq and is a predicted model, not a curated record. Gene Ontology annotation, cellular component: proteasome core complex. The transcript is spliced from 5 exons.
GUGACUUGCGACGAGAUUUGGAAGAAUAACAACAUUGUGCAUUGUCACUCAAAAUUCUCGUAUUUUUGGUCAAAUUUCCAGUUAUGGAGGUUUUAAAUCAGAGUGGAAUUGAAGAUUAUACAAUUGCUGGACCAAAGCAAAGUUACUUUAGCCCCUACUCGUUCAAUGGAGGGUCAAUUUUAGCUGUUGCUGGUGAAGAUUUUGCAGUAAUAGCAUCUGAUUCCCGGCUUAGUGAAGGAUUCUCCAUCCACACUAGGGACCAGCCUAAAACUUAUCAGCUUACAAAGAACACUGUAGUUGGAUGUUGUGGUUUCCACGGAGAUGUUCUUACACUUUGCAAAGUACUGAAAGCUAGGAUAAAGAUGUAUCUUCAUGAACAUAACAAGGAUAUGAGCAGUACAGCAGUGGCAGCUAUGUUAUCUACUAUACUCUACUAUAAAAGAUUCUUCCCUUACUAUGUGUACAAUAUUGUAGCGGGGAUAGAUGAUGAAGGUAAAGGGUGUGUUUACAGUUUUGACCCAGUAGGAUCAUACGAGCGAGAACCAUUCAGGGCUGGUGGUUCAGCUAGUUCUAUGUUACAACCUCUCAUGGAUAACCAGGUUGGGUUCAAGAAUCUGCCGAAAGAAGCACGUGUUCAGCUAACCAAGGAACAAGUAGUGAAGACAGUAAAAGAUGGUUUCAUCUCAGCUGCCGAACGUGAUAUAUACACAGGAGAUGAAGUUGUUGUCAAUAUAAUCACAAAGGAUGGCGUUCAAGUUGAACGGUUCCCUCUAAGGAGAGACUGAUCUGUUUAUUGACAUUAGGCAAAAUUUUAGUGAUGCAAGAUCGUGUAAUUCUAAAUCAUCCUGGUUUAUAGGACCACUGAAUGUUGAAAUCUGCUUGAGAAUUUUUUUUAGUUGCCAGCUCAGAUAAAUGUAAUAACUAUUUCAGAAAGCUGCCCAAGUUGAAAAAUUUACUUGCAAAUGAUCAUAUCUGGUCAAUUCAAAGGUAAUUCAAUAAGACUUUAGCACAGAUUUUUUAUCGAUCGUAAAGGGAAUGAUUAUAUCCAAGACCAAGGUUUCAAAACUGAGUUUGGAUACCAGUCUCUGAUUGGUUGUUUCCAAGUGCAGACUUGAAAUUGACCAAUGACAAGGCCUCAUACCUAAACUGGUCUUCACAGUUCUGUAACCUUUGACCUAAGUAUUGGUACGUAUGAAACAAGUUGCUAUAGUUACGUAACCUGAUUAAAAGAAAUUUGUAUGCAUUAAAGUGCUAAUAGGACUGAUAAAUUCAUUCUUCAUUUUUUCAUAAAAAUUAAAAUUUGUUGAAAUUCA